AUGAGCCUCACGUAUGGAGUCGGCGGCGUUGGGUCCUUCUUGACCGUGGUGGGGGCGUACAUGCUCUUUACCGGCAGCGGCGAGGCCUUCAACGUCGGCGCCUUUCUCGAAUCCGUCUCGCCCUACGCAUGGGCUGACCUCGGCAUCGCCCUCUGCAUCGGCCUGUCCGUCGUCGGCGCCGCAUGGGGCAUCUUCAUCACCGGAUCGUCCAUUCUCGGCGCAGGCGUCAAGGCCCCCCGCAUCCGCACAAAGAACCUCAUCUCCAUCAUCUUCUGCGAGGUCGUCGCCAUCUACGGUGUCAUCAUGUCCAUCGUCUUCUCCUCAAAGGUCAGCUCCGUGCAGGGCCCCGAGGCCUUUUCCGCAGACGCCUACUACACCGGCUUUGCCCUCUUCUGGUCCGGCCUGACCGUUGGGCUCUGCAACCUCGUCUGCGGCGUGGCCGUGGGCAUCAACGGCAGCGGUGCCGCCCUCGCUGACGCUGCCGAUGGCACGCUAUUUGUCAAGAUUCUCGUCAUCGAAAUCUUCAGCUCCGUGCUGGGCCUCUUUGGCCUCAUCGUUGGUCUCCUUGUCUCUUCAAAGGCAAACGAGUUCGGCAAGGACUAG
Messenger RNA from Hirsutella rhossiliensis, 603 nucleotides. RefSeq names its product ATP synthase subunit C domain-containing protein. Gene Ontology annotation, molecular function: proton-transporting ATPase activity, rotational mechanism. Bases 1 to 603 code for a protein of 200 amino acids. The transcript has 4 exons. NCBI's taxonomy places the organism in Eukaryota, Fungi, Ascomycota, Sordariomycetes, Hypocreales, Ophiocordycipitaceae. Gene Ontology annotation, cellular component: proton-transporting V-type ATPase, V0 domain. Gene Ontology annotation, biological process: proton transmembrane transport. The record is from RefSeq and is a predicted model, not a curated record.